This is a messenger RNA of Opisthocomus hoazin, 1245 nucleotides long. Lineage: Eukaryota; Metazoa; Chordata; Aves; Opisthocomiformes; Opisthocomidae. The record is from RefSeq and is a predicted model, not a curated record.
AUGCACAUUCGGGGCUCAGCCUCAUGGAGCCCGGCGAGGGAGGUUUUCAAAGCCAAGCAUCGUCAGACGGGCAAGAAAGUAGCGCUGAAGAAAGUGUUGAUGGAAAAUGAGAAAGAGGGGUUCCCCAUCACAGCCUUGCGAGAGAUUAAAAUCCUCCAGCUGCUCAAACACGAGAACGUGGUGAACCUCAUUGAAAUCUGCAGGACCAAAGCCUCUCCGUACAACCGCUGCAAGGGCAGCAUCUACCUUGUGUUUGACUUCUGCGAGCACGACCUGGCUGGCCUGCUCAGCAACGCCCACGUCAAGUUCACGCUCUCGGAGAUCAAGAAAGUUAUGCAGAUGCUGUUGAAUGGACUUUACUACAUCCACAGGAACAAGAUUUUGCAUCGAGACAUGAAAGCUGCGAACGUCCUGAUCACGCGGGAUGGAGUCCUGAAGCUUGCGGAUUUUGGGCUGGCUCGAGCUGUCAGCCUGGCUAAGAACAGCCAGCCGAACCGCUACACCAACCGGGUGGUGACUCUGUGGUAUCGGCCACCAGAGCUGCUCCUAGGGGAGCGGGACUACGGUCCCCCCAUUGACCUCUGGGGCGGAGGCUGCAUCAUGGCGGAGAUGUGGACCCGCAGCCCCAUCAUGCAGGGGAACACGGAGCAGCACCAGCUCGCCCUCAUUAGCCAGCUCUGCGGAUCCAUCACGCCGGAGGUUUGGCCGAACGUGGAUAAAUACGAGCUGUACCAGAAGCUGGAGCUCCCCAAGGGCCAGAAGCGCAAGGUGAAGGACCGCCUGAAAGCCUACGUUAAGGACCCCUACGCGCUCGAUCUCAUCGACAAGCUGCUGGUGCUGGAUCCCGCCCAGCGGAUCGACAGCGACGACGCACUGAACCACGACUUCUUCUGGUCGGACCCCAUGCCUUCAGACCUCAAAAACAUGCUGUCUACCCACAACCAGUCCAUGUUCGAGUACCUGGCCCCACCACGCAGGAGGGGUGGGCACAUGCCCCAGCAGCCAGCAAACCAGGGCAGGAACCCGGCGGCCACCAACCAGACUGAAUUCGACCGCGUGUUUUGAGUGGGGGCUUCCCCAGCGGGGCCCCCACUGGGCUACUCCGCAGGUUGCAUUAAGCGGGGACGUCCUGGCGGGAUCUUCCAUCUGGGAAGGGACUUUUCUUCAAGGUGAAGCACCUGCUGGCUUUAACCGAGCUCUGCCGUCUUCUCUCCUCGCGCAGCAGAUCGGCCGCUGCGGAGCUGC